AUGUUUCUUCAGGUGUUGAUGAACUGGCGCGAUCAACAGUGUUUGAGAUUUCUAUGGCGGAACGAAGAAUCAAAUCGUAGCCCAGAUGUCUAUGUCACAAAGGUAAUGACUUUCGGGGCAACCUGCUCACCCAGCUGUGCACAAUAUGUGAAGAACCACAAUGCGCAACGGUUUCAGGAUAAGUUCCCGAGGGCAGUGGAGGCGAUAAUUAGAGAGCAUUACGUGGAUAAUAUGCUGUCCAGUGUGGAGACGGAAGAUGAGGCGAUUAAGCUAGCUGAGUUGAAGGCAAAUCCAGGAGAGGAGAGCUUGAGCGAAAUGGGAACCGAGAAAGUUCUGGGAUUGUGGUGGUGCACCGCAGCCGACACCUUCACCUUCAAAGUGUCUUCGAUGAUAAAUGUCGAUCUACUGCAGGGUUAUAUCGUGCCAACCAAAAUGCAUAUUUUGAGUACGCUGAUGACGAUUUACGACCCACAUGGACUACUUGCGAAUUUCCUAAUGUUCCUGAAAAUCCUGUUCCAGGAAAUUUGGCGUAGUGGCAUAAAUUGGACGAACCCAUUAAGAGCGAACAGUGGGAGAAAUGGCAAAUAUGGUUAUGCAUCCGAAAACGGAUAUGCCGCAGUUGCCUACCUCCGGUUCGAAGAAGAUGGCGAAGUGGAAUGUGCGCUCGUCGGUCGGUCUCACCAGCUUAAACCAACAAAACAGUUUUUCUGGACGGAUGCGCGUAACGUUCUUUGCUGGUUGAAUUCUGAUCACUGGAGAUACAAUCAAUUCGUCGCAAUACGGAUUAGUGAAAUUCUAGAGUUGACCGAGGUUAACGAAUGGAAUUGGAUUCCGACGAAACUGAAUGUUGCUGACGAUGCAACGAAAUGGCAGAAACUCCCGGAUUUUUCUCCUGCUAGUCGUUGGUUCAGUGUUCCACAAUUCUUGUGGGAGGCAAAGGAAGAGUGGCCUGUUGCAGUAUCGAGCUUCAAUUACACCGCAGAAGAGAAGCGACCCAAUGUGCUACAUCACUCCGUCAAGCGUGUCCUUUUUAGAGAUAGCUGCAUUACAGAAACCGAAGCUCGCACCAUGAGUAGCUCGCUGUAUGGGCUCAGCCCGUUUCUGGAUGAAGAGGGGCUGCUGCGAAUGAAAGGCCGUAUAGACGCUUGUGAAGACGUCGAUGAUUGUAUGAAGCGCCCGAUACUGUUGCCGAAGUGUCAUCCCGUUACCGACCUCAUUAUAUCUAGUGUUCAUCAGCAUUUCUGUCACAUGAAUCACCAGACUACACUCAACCAGAUUCGGAGUAGAUUUUACGUGUCGCAGCUACCGUCGGCCUAUAAACGCGUACGAGCACGGUGGCAGCACUGCAAGAUUCGCCAGGCGAAGCCAGUUGCUCCGGAAAUGUCAGCUCUGCCACCCGCACGCCUGAAGGCUUUCUGUCGUCCAUUUUCCUACGUUGGCAUCGACUACUUCGGUCCAAUGCAUGUAGUUGUUGGCCGGAGGACCGAGAAACGAUGGGGAGUGCUGAUCACAUGCCUAACGGUGCGAGCGAUAUAUCUUGAAGUUGCAGCCUCACAACCGACUAAUGCGUUCUCGCCAUCAGAAACUUCGUCGCCAGGAGAGGUACCCCUCUGGAGAUAG
Messenger RNA from Toxorhynchites rutilus septentrionalis, 1620 nucleotides. RefSeq lists its product as uncharacterized. The record is from RefSeq and is a predicted model, not a curated record. Lineage: Eukaryota; Metazoa; Arthropoda; Insecta; Diptera; Culicidae. The coding region runs from base 1 to 1620 and encodes 539 amino acids. The transcript has 4 exons.